GCCAGUGCGCCAACCGGAGCGGCAGCUGCUGCGACUGGACGUGCCAGGACGUGCCACUGGAGUCCUCGGAGAGCUGCCGCGGCCGUGGGCAGGCGGGGACACGUGCGACGGCGCCGCGGCGACCUCGAGGAGUGCCUGGGGAGCGGCUGCCACGGCUGGAUGGCCGGGGGCGGGUGCUGCGCGGCCAAGGCUGACUGCCUCCUGGUGGCGGCGGGGGACAGACACUUCUACACGUCGUGCGAGGCAGCGGCGAACGCAACCCGGCGCGCCGAGACGUGCCCCGGCAUUCAGGACGUCUGCGAGUGCGGGAGGAAAGGUUGUUUCCCCCAGGAGGUCGGAAAUGGGGAGUUCGCCUGCUUCGGGGACUAUCAGGGGGUGGCGGGCAGGAUGAUCCGUCCAGAGGAGUGCGAGGGCUUCUCUGGCGGCGGAAAGAUUCCUGGACCCCGACCUGCAGACCAGAUCACGGACACGCCGAUCCAAUAG
Prorocentrum cordatum is the source of this 483-nucleotide messenger RNA. NCBI's taxonomy places the organism in Eukaryota, Dinophyceae, Prorocentrales, Prorocentraceae. The record is from the annotation of a GenBank genome assembly.